AUGAAAUCAAUAGUUUUAAUAUUACUUGGUUUGUUGUUAACAAUUGCUUUCGUUGCUGCUCAAGAAGAGGAUAGAGGUAGACCACCAUAUCAAUGUCCAAAGAAUUGUGGUGGAGGCCAUACCUGCCAUAUUAAAAAUAAUGACUGCCAUUGUAGAAAAUUUGGUGAUAUCAAUGAUAUUAAAUUAGAAUAUUGUAGAUUAAAUUCAUGGGUUGAUGGAGCAUGCGGUAAAACUUAUACCCAAUGGGAUAUUAAAAUUGUAAAUUGUGGAGAUUGUGAUUUACAUGAAAUUUAUAUUGGUUAUGAUUACACAUUAAGAUUAAGAGAUUCAAGUUCAAUUUGGAAUAUCGCUCGUUUACCAUAUGGUGUCUUAACUCUUCCAUCAUAUCAAACCUCAAUUAAUGCUGGUGCCUCUUAUACAUUUGGUUUCAUUAUUGAAGGUACUCAAAAACCAAAUUUAGACAUUUUAUAUGUCAGAUUUUAA
This is a messenger RNA of Dictyostelium discoideum AX4, 483 nucleotides long. Its product is annotated as cellulose-binding domain-containing protein. NCBI's taxonomy places the organism in Eukaryota, Evosea, Eumycetozoa, Dictyosteliales, Dictyosteliaceae. The transcript has a single exon. The record is from RefSeq and is a predicted model, not a curated record. Gene Ontology annotation, molecular function: carbohydrate binding. The coding region runs from base 1 to 483 and encodes 160 amino acids.